GCCACCAACUCCUGCUUCCCAGAAGCUAGAUCUGGACGAACAUGGCAGCAGUCCCGGUCUACAGCAUCACAAGAGCGGAGAUCGACGAGUUCUGGAGCAGGAAGGAAGUGGAAGCAGAGGAGCGGCGACUCGCUGCCGAGAAGGAAGCUGCAAGAAUCACGGCCAAGACACUCAAGAUGGAAGAUUACGUGCUCUACGAGCAAAUGGUCAGGGAGAUUCUCAUGGAGGGGAACGGAGGAGACGGAUCAGCCAUAGCGGCAGCUGCCACCGGUGGCACUACCGAGGCACAGAUCGUUGGCAUCAAACACUGGUGGACAAGGAGUGCUUAUGCUUAUCUGAACACGCCUGCCUUGUCCAUGGAUGGGAAUGGCAGAAGCAACAAGCAUGCUAAUGCUAUCCCAUACGUUCCGCAGGAGAGAUGUACCGCCAUAUUCUGCUCAUCAACUCCACGCCAGCCAAACGUCGAUGCUCUUGCCAUCUUUUAGGUGUCCCCGCCAAGGAUAAGCUGGGGCGUGGGGGAAUCAGGAAAUGUGGAUGUGAUUCAUGUGUCUGAUAAUAUUUUGGGUUCAAUAAGCUGCGACUUAUUUCCCAUAUGGAAUUUAAUUUAAUUGUAUAUCUAUCUUCCAGUAUUGCUUGAGAGAUCAAGUAACAAGUAUGGAUAAUCAUGUUGCUUCACGUAU
Messenger RNA from Zea mays, 680 nucleotides. Its product is annotated as OSJNBa0084K11.10-like protein. Bases 42 to 485 code for a protein of 147 amino acids. NCBI's taxonomy places the organism in Eukaryota, Viridiplantae, Streptophyta, Magnoliopsida, Poales, Poaceae. The record is from RefSeq and is marked predicted. The transcript has 3 exons.